AUGGGCUACAUCCUCUACUCUCUUACCUUUUUCGUGCUUGUUACUGCAACCGUCGCGUACUUCACCAGACAUCACUGGUUACACCGUCUCCCGAUCCCCGAACCCAUCUACCAGCGCCUACCCACCUCCUUUCGCGAUGACAUAGAAGCCGGACUUUCAUCUUCUGCCUUCGACCUGAAUACGAACCUAGAAGCCGGCGACUCGCGACAAGGGCUAGACGAUGCAGGGAAGCGCGAGGUGCAGAGGAUCAUGAAGAGGAGAGGAGUCGACUUUGACGAAGCGCGACGGCUGUACAUGCAGGAUCGGUUCAAGAAGAACAACAUCGGACCAGACGGAUUGCCACGCGACCCGAAAUUCGUUAGCUUCUCGUGA
Molecule: messenger RNA, 372 nt
Organism: Didymosphaeria variabile
Lineage: Eukaryota; Fungi; Ascomycota; Dothideomycetes; Pleosporales; Didymosphaeriaceae
Exons: 2
Coding region: 1-372 (123 amino acids)
Source: RefSeq, a predicted model, not a curated record